AGAAGUAAGCCUCCGGAGUCCAGACAUGGUAGCAGCAGCUAUCUCACCGUCUUCCAAUUUAUCUCUUUCUCUUCCCAGCAGAACUUCUCCGCCUUCAUUUCUUCCUCGGAGAAACUCGGCGAGGACGAUAGUUUCAGCAUUGCCGGGUAGGCAUGGGGAUUCUUCAAAAAUUGGACUAUCUAAUAGAACUAUUGGGUUUCCUCAAAAGACUGACAAGAGGGAUGUGCAUGACCCCAAGCUAAGCUAUGUUGCAAUUGAAGCAAGAAAGGGGAACCCGCCUAUAAUGCCAGCAGUAAUGACUCCAGGAGGACCUUUGGACCUAUCAACUGUUCUAUUCAGGAAUCGCAUAAUCUUCAUUGGGCAGCCAAUUACUUCACCAGUUGCUCAGAGAGUUAUAUCACAGCUGAUGACUCUCACAGCCAUCAAUGAGGAUGCAGAUAUCCUGGUGUAUUUGAACUGUCCUGGUGGAAGCCUCUAUUCCGUGUUGGCAAUUUAUGAUUGCAUGUCCUGGAUCAAGCCAAAGGUUGGCACAGUUUGCUUUGGAGUAGCUGCAAGCCAUGGAGCGCUUCUUCUGGCUGGUGGGGAGAAGGGUAUGCGGUAUGCAAUGCCAAAUGCACGUAUUAUGAUACAUCAACCGCAGACUGGGUGUGGGGGUCAUGUGGAGGAUGUGAGACGCCAAGUGGAUGAAGCAGUUCGAUCUCGUCAUAAAAUUGACAAAAUGUAUGCAGCUUUUACUGGUCAACCUUACGAGAAAGUGCAACUGUACACUGAGAGGGACCGUUAUUUAUCUGUUGCUGAGGCUAUGGAGUUUGGACUCAUUGAUGGUAUCCUGGAAACAGAAUUCUGACUUGGAUUGGCUUUGCAAGUUCCUUGGAUAGUUCCAGAGUCCUAUGCUGCAAUGUUCCUCUUAGCUAUACCAGGGAUCUCUUUUAAUGAUUCACAAUCUUUAUCAAGGGUGCGUGUUUGAUAUAUGUCAUAUGCCAAGAUCACCGGUGAUUUUGGCGGAGAUGACAGGAUUUCCGUGUGAUCCUACUUUGACAGGAUCUCAAAUUGUAUCGAACACUAGCAUUGUAUUUUAAUUAAUCUGAGAAUGGUGAUCUUUGACAAUUUUUAGGGGGAAAAAAUCUCACAAUCAAAUGGGAGAAGGGAGUUUCUUGCAGCUAGUAUAGGCGUAUUGCUUGUUCACAACAAGCUCAUAUUUUCCUGAUUGAAAUCCUAAGUACCAUCAUUCUCUUCAUGUUGUUUGUUAAGGAAAAUUAUUACUGUUGUUUAUCAGAAAAACAGAAGUAGAGUACUUACCGUAUGAUGGAGGUUCUGGUGUAAAUUUUUUUUGUCUCUUUUCAGAUGGCAGUUUUCAAGGGUUGUUUUGUAUUUCACAACCAAAUUUUAAUAAAUUUUUUUAAGGUGA
Molecule: messenger RNA, 1408 nt
Organism: Rubroshorea leprosula
Lineage: Eukaryota; Viridiplantae; Streptophyta; Magnoliopsida; Malvales; Dipterocarpaceae
Source: the annotation of a GenBank genome assembly